UUGUGUGCGUGAGAGAGAGAGAGGAGAAUCAGGAAGGAUUGCGGCAGCGAUGGCUUUGGGCAGGUACGCGAACGCUCCGCGCUCAGACGAAGGAGAGCAGAGCUGCACUGAGCGCGCUCCGUUUGAUGGCACUCGGGCUGCUAUGGAAACUAAUGAUGUGAGCCGAGCAGCGGAUCAUGAACGCCAGGCAGGUGUCCGAGGGUGAUGCGGAGCGUGUGCGUGAGCCGUGGCUUGGCGACCCGACCCGAGUGCUGGUGACGGGGGUCAUGGGACUGCUGCUGCCCCCUGUCCGUCUCUCAGUCCACCCCGCUGCCUCCAGAGGCCCCAGGGUCCUACGCUCCCUAAGGUUCCAGCCCAGUCCUGAAAACAGCACAGCCGGUGGUGAUUUUCGGUCUUGCUUCUGAGGAUAAUGUCUGAAUCUUCUCUGGACACCAGAAGUUGUGACGUUAUGAAGGUUCUGGAUAGUGACGCGCCGCACAUGGCCGAACCGCCCGCGUCCCUCAACGAUCCCCAACACGUGCCCCAGAACAACGGCACACACGCCCAGGAGUGUGUGACAGACCAAAGUUCCUCCAAUCAAACUCAGCAGCUUGGCCAAUCAGCACAGACUAUUAAAAGGUCCAAGUCCAACGGCAAGUUAAAGUUAGUCCGCAGCUUGGCGGUGUGUGAGGAACCGUCUCCGCCUCCACUCCGAGAACUGACGCACGAACAGGAAAAGAUUCAUAUCGAGCUCAGUCAGUCUUUCGAAAAAGAUGAAACGUCCAUCAAAAAUGAGGACAGUGAGCAAAUCUCAGAACAGCCAGAGAAAACAGACCCACUGUCCAAGAAGACGCUCUCAAGAGAUCCCAGUCAGGACUACACAGACUCCACAGGAGUAAACCUCCACGAGUUUCUGGUCAACACGCUGAAGAACAACCCCCGGGACAGAAUGAUGCUGCUGAAACUCGAGCAAGAUAUUCUGGACUUCAUUAGUAACAUUGAAAGUCAGAAGAGGAAGUUUCCCCCGAUGACAUCAUACCACAGGAUGCUGCUUCACAGGGUGGCGGCGUAUUUUGGGCUGGACCAUAAUGUCGAUCAGACGGGGAAAUCAGUCAUUAUUAACAAAACCAGCAACACUAGAAUACCAGAUCAGAAGUUUUCUGAACACAUAAAAGAUGAUAAAACAGAUGAUUUCCAAAAGCGGUACAUCUUAAAGAGAGAUAACUCCAGCCUGGACCAGGAAGACGGCAGGCUGCGGAUGCGUCUUAAGGACGACAGAAGGAGUAAAUCGAUAGAGGAGCGAGAGGAGGAGUACCAGCGUGCCAGAGACAGGAUCUUCGCCCAAGACGGACAAGAGCAUUUCCCGUUUGAUAAAAGGUAAAAAUAAAAAAAUUUCAUUAACACUCAGCAAAGACGACAGAUAUUCAGAUUGAGAGACGGGCACUCGGGAAACAGUCGUCAGAGCAGCUCCGAGAACGAGCUGAAGUAUUCGGACCCUCGGCCCUGGAGCAGCACGGAUUCAGACAGCUCCCACAGGAACCUGAAGCCCGCCAUGACCAAAGCCAACAGCUUCAGCGGCAUCAGCCUGCUGAUCCGAGGAGACAGUACAGCCAGCAGCAAGAGCUCCGGGAAACUGUCCAAAACCAGUCAGCCUUUUGUUAACCCCGAUGGCAGUCCAGUGAUCUACAACCCCACUAUGACAUCACAGCAGGGGCGGGGCCAGCAGCCCAUGACUCUACAUCCUCCCCCGCCCCCCCCUCCUCCGCCUCUGCCUCUGCCUCCUCCCCCUCAACCUCAGCCAGCCAAUCACCUUCUAGCACAGCAACAGGACGGUUUAAGUGCCCAGUUCAGUCAGAUGAAUCUCGUCCGGCAGCCUUCGGGUGACGCUCCGGACCCCCACACGGGCCUCUACCCACAAUCCCUGGUUCUCCAGAACCCUCCGCCCACCGGCUACAUGCUUCCAUCGACGGGACAGCCCAUGAGCAGCCACACCUACCCCCAUCCCCCAGCCGUCAAUCAAGCGCUCCUGCAGCCGCACGGAUACAUCCAGCAGCCCAUGCAGCAGGUGUCGGCGUGUUACUGCGCUCCGGGACAGUAUUCGCACUCCAGCCAACACUACAGAGCGGUGACGCCGGUACACUACAGCGCCCCCCAGAGUCAGACACUGCCACCGCAGCACACAGGUUUCCAGACGGUCAUGCCCGCUCAACCCCCCAGCUACCAGGGCAUGAUGGGAGUUCAUCAGACUCAGAACCAAUCGCUGGUCGGCUCUCAGGCCGGAAUGGCCAAUCAGAUUCAGAGCGUGAUGGUGCAGUAUCCCACAAUGCCUCCGUAUCAGGUAUCAGAGGGCGUUCCUCAGGCAGCCUAUCAGCAACAGAUCGUGCUGCAGGGACAGACCAAUCAGACGCCAGCGCCCUCCACCGGCAUGCAGGUGUAUUACAGCAUGAUGCCGCCGACGCAACACUCUAGCAUCAGCUCGACCGUUGGUUUCCUCCCUCCGCCGGGUUCAGAGCAGAUGCAGUUUCCCCGACCACCCUCCCCCUGCGGCUCUCAGCCAAUCACAGGCCAGCAGUGCACAGCUGUGCCUCCGCCGCCCCCUACUGGUGGCGUAAUGAUGAUGCAGUUGAGUGUUCCUCCCGGCCAGCAGCCAAGAGCCCCGUCCCCACUACACUGGAAACCCAACCGCUACUACAAACCCAGCGACCUGCUGCCGCAGGACCCCACACAGAAUAAUCCACAGCAGCUGCUAAGCCCCUCCCCCUCUCCAGCUCAAUCGCCAGCUCCCGCCCAUCUAGCCAAUAUGAAGGGGCCUCGUCCUGGCCACGCCCCUUUUCCUAUCAUGCCUCAGUUGUCCCGCCCGUACGCUCCAGGCCAAGGUGAUGGCAGGUAUCCUCCUCUGAUUGGGCAGCCCCUCCAGUAUAACCCCCCCAUCAGACCCCCACUAAUGCACGGCUCUCAUGUGGUCAACCACCACCAUCAUCAUCAUCUUCACCACCACCAGGGUCCUGUGGCUGUCCGGCACGGCAUGCGCAGUCGAAGACCCGCAAAGAAAUCAUUGUCUACUGACAUGAGUGCAGGAGAAAUGGACACCGGGCGUGUUUUGGAGGUGACGGAUCUUCCGGCUGGCAUCAGUCGAGUGGAAGCGGACUCUAUACUGGCAGAACUGAGCAAAGUUGGCGCGCUCAUAAAAUGGCUGCCCAAACCUCCGUCCCCCGGCCAAUCAGAGGGAGCGGACGUUACGAACUCUGACCCUCCCAAACUGCCCCCUCAUGACCUGGCGUCCACGUACACCAUCCUGGCCUUGUUCCCGUCGAAAUACAUGGCGCAGCACGCGCUUCAGAAACUCAGCUGCUCCAUCACCAAAUUCAAACUGAGAACUAGCAAGGAACAUAACGAACAGCACACGCUCGCCAGAUCCAGCUCUCAGUGAGGCCACGCCCCUUCCCCUCUCUCCACCAAUCACCACCAUUGCCUCAGGCUCACUUCCUGCCAUUUCAGUCACACCUUCCUGGUUUUGUUUGUUUUGUUUGUUUGUUUUUGCACCACUAUGGCUUGAUCAAAACGGGUUUCUUUCAAAUGGGGUUUUCACGCUAGUUUGUUUUAAAAAAAAUUAAUUCUAAUGUUGUAGUUGAAUUGUUCUUUCACGGUUUCAGACAAGUUAUCUAGCUUUAUUUACACAAAACCAAAACGAAUUCAAAUGAAUUGUGUUUGGCUUGUUUUUCUGUUCAUCUUGAAUAGAUCAGGAUCGCAAAACUGAAACCGGAGCAUGUUGUUUGGGUUUUUUACCGCAAAUGUCACAUCAUACGUAACAAAGCGCUCUCUUUUUUUUUCUUAAACAAAUGGAAAUAAACAACCAAACAUGCUACAACUGACCCAUGAACAUGAAGACGGGACACAAGGGAACACUUUUCGACCUGUGCCUUUGAGCAGGGACGCACUGUUUACGCCGAACAACGAUAAAGCCAGAAAAACAACGUCCAAAAAUGUGUAAUUUAUACUGUAGACGAAUCCAAAUAAGCAAGUCUGUUUUUUUUUGUUUUGUUUUUUCGUCCGAGUGUCGUCUUGGUUUUUGGCUUUCCAGUAUGUGGACUGAGUGUUUUUGAAUUUUUAACUUAAUUUAAACGUUGAUGAAAACGGCGCAGCGGCCAAACGGAAGGUUUUAUCGCUUUCUUUCUCAUUUCCUGUCUUUGGGACGAUGGACAACAGUCCAUUUAUGGGUUUUUAGAAUUCUUAUCUCAUUAAAAGUCACUGGAAUAAAAGUUUGCACUCUCUCUCACGUCUUUUCCCCCUUUUUUUCUCUCUCUUGCGUUUUUUUCCCCCCGUUAUUUUAUUUUCAUUGCAAGAUGUGUGGACUAUGAAAGGCUGUAAAAUGUUUGCUGGUGCAAGUUGUUUUUAUCUCAGUUUGAAACCAAUAAAUGUUUACACAUAACGGUU
This is a messenger RNA of Cyprinus carpio (common carp), 4413 nucleotides long. RefSeq names its product R3H domain-containing protein 2-like. Gene Ontology annotation, molecular function: nucleic acid binding. The record is from RefSeq and is a predicted model, not a curated record. The transcript has 25 exons. Lineage: Eukaryota; Metazoa; Chordata; Actinopteri; Cypriniformes; Cyprinidae.